CAACCCCUCAAAAUCAAGUUAUCAUAACAAACUAAACCACAUUAUAUAUAGUAGCAAAUAGCAACAUCCCUAUCCUCACAAAGUUCAAGAGAAAUAGAAUCCAACAGAGACUCAUAAAUCAUCUUGUCCUGUGCCCAUCUUUAUUCAAUUUUUUUCACCCAAAAGCAACCUUUGAUAUUAACUACAUGGAUUACCCCAAAAGCCCAACCGAACCAAAAACCAUGACCACAAAAGGCCUCAAAAUAUGCUUGUUGGUGUCCAUAAUUUUCUUCAUCAUUGUUGCCACUGUCAUAUUGUCACUAGUUUUCACAAUCUUCAAACCCAAGAACCCAGAUGUAACUGUCUACCCACUAGGCCUCAAAGACCUUGAAUUUUUCCAACCAAACUCAACAAGUGUGCCUCUAAAAAUGUUAAUCACAAUAGUGAACCCAAACUACGGAAGCUUCAAGAGCAAAAAUGCCACUGGUUACCUAAACUAUCAAGACACUGUAAUCGCCAAUGUUCCUCUCGAACCGAAGCUUCUCCCCGCUCGUAGAACAACUAAUGUGACAACUACUGCUGGUCUUAUGAGUGGAAAGUUAAUUUCUGAUGAAACUUUUCUUGAAGAUAUUGAAGAUGGUUCUUUCAAUUUGACAGCAAAGGCAACAUUUCAUGGAAAAGUGCAUUUUAUCAAGAUUUUCAAGAUGAAAGCUACUGUUGAUAUCUUUUGCAAUAUCUUCUUUAACAUAAGUUCCUUGUAUACUCAUUCGAACUGCGUAACCAGAAUCAAGGUGUGAUUAUUGUUCUCCGUAUUUAUUAUCAUUGUAAUUUUAGUUAAUAUUCGUGUUUAUUUACAAAAAUAAAAAUAAAUAAAUAGGUGGGAAAAUA
Messenger RNA from Vicia villosa (hairy vetch), 867 nucleotides. RefSeq lists its product as uncharacterized. The record is from RefSeq and is a predicted model, not a curated record. NCBI's taxonomy places the organism in Eukaryota, Viridiplantae, Streptophyta, Magnoliopsida, Fabales, Fabaceae. The transcript has a single exon. Bases 186 to 776 code for a protein of 196 amino acids.